Molecule: messenger RNA, 4041 nt
Organism: Pseudomassariella vexata
Lineage: Eukaryota; Fungi; Ascomycota; Sordariomycetes; Amphisphaeriales; Pseudomassariaceae
Product: Indigoidine synthase A like protein-domain-containing protein
Exons: 7
Coding region: 1-4041 (1346 amino acids)
Molecular function (GO): protein binding; pseudouridylate synthase activity
Source: RefSeq, a predicted model, not a curated record
AUGAGGGCAUUGCGGCGUUCGUGGGCUCUGGCUGGCGCUUUGAAGAACUUGCUGAAAGUAUCCGACGAGGUUAGGGAUGCUCUAGCGACGAACAAGCCGGUAGUGGCGCUCGAGUCCACCAUCUACACCCAUGGAGCGCUUGGGAACGACCUCGACCUGGAAGGGAUAGUCCGCAAAACCGGAGGUGUCCCCGCCGUGGUUGGCAUUCUGGAUGGUGUGCCGACCGUUGGUCUGCUGCCCAACGAGGUCACUCAGAUGGUCGAGAACUCACCGAAAAAGGCGUCGAGGAGGGACAUAGCUUUCCUUGUCGGCAAUGGCAUGCUGGGCAACAAAAUGAAUGGCGGCACAACUAUCGCAGGAACCAUGAUUCUUGCAAGGCUAGCCGGUAUUCGAGUCUUCGGCACUGGUGGCUUAGGCGGUGUCCAUCGGGGCGGUCAUAACUCGUUCGAUAUAUCGGCCGAUCUGACGGAGCUGGGCCGCACCAGAAUGGCGGUGGUCGCCAGUGGUUGCAAGGGCUUCCUGGAUAUUCCUCGAACCCUGGAGUUUCUCGAGACCCAGGGUGUUCAUGUGUCAACCUUUGCCGAUGGCCGCCGGACUGGCAACGUUGACUUUCCAGCAUUCUGGGCCCGUGAAAGUGGUGUCAAGAGCCCUGCCGUCGUGCAAAAUGAGGAGCAGGCUGCGGCAAUGAUCUACGCACAGGAGACCUUGGGCAUUGAGUCAGCCAUACUGUUUGCAAACCCCAUUCCUGAGGAGUUUUCCAUCCCCAAAAGUGAGAUGGAUGCCAUCAUUGAGCAGGCGGUGUCCGAGGCGGCUGAACAAGGUGUCUUGGGGGCCGAGAAUACACCAUUCAUCUUGAGGAGAAUCAGAGAGCUCACGGAUGGUCGAAGCGUUCCCGCAAACAAGUCGUUGGUGCAGGCAAAUGUACACCGUGCUACCAAGGUCGCCGUCGCCGUCAGCCGUGCUAUCUCGGGCGACCUAGUUGCAUCUAAUCAAUCCAUUCGUGGAAGGUCGUGCUCCGGAAAGUGUAGCAGACAAAUCAUACCAGAAGACACUGAUCACAAGAAGCAGCAUGGGGAGCAGGCAGACAUAAUAGUCGCUGGCUCUGUUGCUGUAGACUUGAGCUGUGAUUACGUCCGCUCACAUGGCGCUGGCGAUCCCUCUCCCCACCUUCACACGUCGAAUCCUGCACAAAUAAGCCAAUCUAUAGGAGGUGUAGGCCGCAAUGUAGCACUCGCCGCGCACAAAGUCAGCGGGGACAUGAUGGUUAGACUGUGCACCAUGGUAGGAGACGACAUUGCCGGCUCGACCGUUCUCCAGUCACUAGAAUCUGCCGGUAUGGACACCUCGAGCGUGCGCAGGUUAGACCGGAAAUCGAGUAGGACGGCACAAUACGUAGCCGUCAACGAUGCUGAAAAGUCCUUGGUUUUGGCGAUGGCGGACAUGGAUAUAUUUACGGCCAACUCGUUCCCUGCUCACUGGAAUAGCGUCGUUUCAACAGCCAGGCCCAAGUUGGUUGUAGUCGACGCCAACUGGGCAGAGACAGAUAUCCGGUCGUGGGUGAAGGCAGGAAAACAAAGCGGUGCUCGCGUGGUGUUCGAGCCCGUUUCAACCGCAAAAUCGGCACGGCUAUUCUGCCCUUCCAAAGGCCACGAGAAGUUGGGCGUGUUCCCGAAGCCUAGCAUCGACCUCGCUACUCCGAACCAAUACGAGCUGGCGGCCAUGCAUGCGGCCGCCAAGGCGAACGAGUACCUCGAGGAUCCGUGCUGGUGGGAGAUCAUCGACGCAUUCGGAUUGAUGGGGGCAAGGGACCGCUUCAUCAAGCUCACAUCCGCAGCCAUGACCGAUACUGGCAUCCCGCAGCAGAUCAUGCAGCUGCUUCCCUACAUACCCACCUUAACUGUCAAGGUGGGAUCCGAAGGCGCCUUAUUGGCAACUAUUCUCAACAAGGAGGAUCCGCGGCUGAUCGAUCCUGCUCAAGACCCCUUUAUCCUGUCGAGGUGUUUCAGCGACCAUCCGCAUGUGGGCGGAGUGUAUAUGAGGCUGUUUCCUUCAGUAGAGCAUGUCGAGGACGUGGUUUCGGUGAAUGGGGUCGGGGAUACGUUUUUGGGUGUCAUGGUUGCGGGUCUGGCGCGGGGUGGACGGGUUGAGGACUUGGUGAAUGUUGCCCAGAAGGGGGCUGUGUUGACGCUUCGGAGUUCGGAGUCUGUAACAGCAUUGAACACUGCUGUUAACCUUAGGACCACAGCCAACGCAAUGUCGUCCAAUCGAGCGGACAAUUCGACGGACGAGGAGUCCGAUGCAUCUCUUGAGCAUUACGAGUCGGACGGAGACAGCAGUAGCGAAGACACCGCGCCACCAAAGCGAACGACCCGACCAAUCCUUGAGAAAGACUCGGACGAAGAAGAGCUCGAACGGCUCGUGUUAGGAGAUUCAGCAAAUUUUCGACAACAACUUUUCAAGGGCGAUGAUGCGGAGUCCCAUUUCGGUGGCUUCGGCGCCGAGGGCGAGCAAGAUGUAGACAGCAUGGAGGACCUCGAUGAUGCGCAGUUGUUCUUUCUCGAUGCGCCCCCGGCUGCCAGCAAACAGCUUGUUCAGGGUUCGAAAUCCUCAGCACCGCAAAAGGACUCGAAGAAUGCACCAGCAUGGGAAGACAGUGACGACGAGCGGUUGACAGUGUCACUGGCCAGUGUCCCCCAGCUUCGAAAGCUGAGAAUCAGCGAGGCUGAGGAUGUUGUGAAUGGAAUCGAGUACACAAAUCGAUUGAGACAACAAUAUUUGCGGUUGAACCCCUUACCUGGCUGGGCUAAGGCAUCUGAGCAACCGCCAAAGAAGCGCCGCCGAAGAUCUUCAGGUGCAACAGAUGACACGUCCGACUCGGAUUCAUCAGAAAGCGGAGCAAGCGACGGGGAGGACGAGGUUUCUGCACUGCCGUUGGACAAAUUCCUGCGCGACGCCCGAUCUCUCAAGGAAGGGAAAACCGCAAAAGCCAAGAAGCUCCGUCCAGAGGUCAUCAAUAUACAAAGAUCGAGAGAUAUGGCCGACAGUCACAAGGAUCCUGUCACGUCACUCUCGUUCCAUCCCAAAUACCCAGUACUUCUAUCCUCUAGUACCUCGUCAAUGCUGUUUCUACAUCACAUUGCGCCAACAGCACAUCCGACGCCCAACCCGCUUCUGACCUCAGCCCAAAUCAAGCAAGUGCCCGUUCGGCACGCCGAAUUCAUGGACCCUUCCGGAGACAAGAUAUUCUUUGCAGGCCGACGCCGCUUCAUUCACUCAUGGGAUUUGCCCUCGGGCCUUAUUCAGAAAACUGAGAAGAUCCAGGGGCACCACUUGGAGCAAAGGACGUGGGAGCGUUUCAAGCUGAGCCCCUGUGGAAGAUAUUUGGGUCUAAUUGCAUCAACUCGCAAAGGCGGUGGUAUCAUCAAUAUCAUUAACGUCAACACGAUGCAAUGGAUUGCUGCUGCUCGCUUGGACAGCAGAGGAGGCAUUGCAGACUUCGCGUGGUGGAGCAACGGCAAUGGGAUGACCAUCUUGGGUAGAAGCGGCCAAGUUGGCGAAUGGAGCAUGGCAUCAAGACGAUUCUUGGCCAUAUGGACUGAUGAAGGCUCCAUCGGUGGUACCGUAAUGGCCCUCGGUGGGCGCAACGGCCCUGUGUUACUGGGGACAGACAGAUGGGUCGCAAUUGGUUCCAAGAGCGGCGUCAUGAACGUCUACGAUCGACAAAAGUUGGUCCUACCUUCUAGUGACGAUGAGCUCGUGGUCGAGGAACACCCGGAGCCCGAGCGCAGGUUCAUGCAGAUGACGACACCAAUCACCUUGUUGACGUUCAGCCCCGAUGGGCAGAUUUUGGCAUUCGGAAGCAAACACAAGAAAGACGCGUUGCGGCUGGCACAUCUGCCCAGCUGUACGGUGUACCGUAAUUGGCCCACGGAGCAGACGCCGCUUGGGAGAAUCACGUCUUUGGCGUUUGGGAGAAAAAGCGAUACGUUGGCGGUCGGUAAUGAUGGUGGCAAGAUUAGAUUAUGGGAAAUCCGGAGCUAG